Molecule: messenger RNA, 972 nt
Organism: Culex pipiens pallens (northern house mosquito)
Lineage: Eukaryota; Metazoa; Arthropoda; Insecta; Diptera; Culicidae
Exons: 2
Coding region: 83-898 (271 amino acids)
Source: RefSeq, a predicted model, not a curated record
UCUGCAAUUCUGCAAGUACGGGAAUAGACCUAAAAUCAGCUGUCAUUUUAGCACCAAUCUUUGCUACGGAACUCCUACCAUCAUGGACCAGUCUCGAAUCUCAAAUUCCGGACCCCACUACGCCGCCGGUCCAUCUCUAAUUCCCUCGCUGGUCCGUCAACGGGAACCGGACUCCUCCCCGGCGGAAAUGGCCCAGCUCUGCCGUCUGCUGCUGGCCAGCGGCUUUCUCGAAUACGAAGCCCAACAGAUCUCCCGGCUCCAGUACUGCACGGCCAUUCAAUUCUUCCGGCGUGACGACACCGACCGGACGCUGCUGGUCGCUCCGUUCCCGCUGCGCAUUUCGAUUCGUCAAUAUCCGGAGCGGUGGUUCGACGAGACGUUCUACCAGCAAUUCCAAGCCUAUCUGCUAAAGUGCGUGGCCGAUCUGGACCAUAUCGGUGUGCCCCGGCCCCAGAUUGCGUCCCAGAUGCUGGUGGCCGGUUACAUGCUGCUGCUGGUGCGGGACCGUGCCGGCGUUUCGACGCUGCAGAAGAUGAUAAGGAACGUGCGCUUCCAGGGCUGGCGCAUGAAGGAGCCGACCGUGUCCGAGAGGCAGGCGUUUUACUACGGAGCCAAGGUGGCUGAUCCUAGUCGAAUGCAGGUGAUUCCGUUGGGUGCUGCGCCGAAGAAGAAAAAGGUCAAGAAUCGUAGCAAGAAGCAGAACAAAGCCUUGCAAAAGGUUCGGGAACCGCCCAAAGUUGAAGAACUAAACUACGAGGCUGGUUACGAUCCGGGGAGUUGUCGAGCGGCCGACUCGGUGGACGCUUUGAUGGACCAGAGAUACGACGAACUCAGUAAUAGCUUCUUCCACGAAGAUCAAGCGACGGACAGCUUGAUUAACUUCCAGGCCGCGGACUGAACUCAACGGAAUGUAAUAUCUCAUGCAGUAAAGACAGGUACGCUGAACUAAGUAAAUAAAAUGAAUUUAUUGAA